Coccinella septempunctata (seven-spotted ladybird) is the source of this 1253-nucleotide messenger RNA. RefSeq names its product snurportin-1. The transcript has 6 exons. Bases 129 to 1136 code for a protein of 335 amino acids. Gene Ontology annotation, biological process: snRNA import into nucleus. Lineage: Eukaryota; Metazoa; Arthropoda; Insecta; Coleoptera; Coccinellidae. Gene Ontology annotation, cellular component: cytoplasm; nucleus. The record is from RefSeq and is a predicted model, not a curated record.
AAUAAAUAAAUAAAAACUAAAUUCACAACAAAUACAACAAGCACAGUUAUUACACAUUACAGAGUUAAACAACAAGCGUGUCUACAGAGGAGAUAAGUAUAACUCUUGAAAUCUACUACACUUCUGCCAUGGAUUCAUCUGAAGUACCUGAACCCUCUGAAACAAAAACAGAUUGCGAUUCGCAGAAGUCUAAUUACUCACAAUGUUACAAGAACAAUUACAAGACCAUGGAUCUCACUUUACAGCAAAGAAGAGAAACGUUUCUGAAUGAACACAAAGAGAAACAUUCCUUAGUUUUUGACGAACGAAGAGAUUUGUCAGAGCUCUUUGAAGAAUAUGACUGUCAGACUGAUGAAAGUGAUAUGUGUGAUGUGGAAGCAAUGGAAGUGGACGUAGCUCGACCACGUAAAAAGAUCAAAUUCCGAAUGACAAUGUCGGAGUGGUUCACACAAAUUCCAGAAGAUUUAUCAGAUAAUUGGUUGUUUAAACUAUGUCCACUGGGGAAGAGACGUCUUGUUAUAUCACACAAGGGUAAAACAAAAUGCUUCAAUAAAUUUGGUCACAGAUUAUUUAAAUUUGCAUCAAGCUUACCUGGAGGUAGUACAAGAAAAACACAAAAAGAGGGUUUAACGGUGUUAGAUUGUAUUUUGAAUGAAAACACAAAAACUUUUUUCAUCUUGGAUAUGCUUGUUUGGAACUCUGUUUCGUUUCUAGAAUGUGAGGCUGAACUCAGGCUGUGUUGGAUUAGAUCACGAUAUGAAGAAACUCCUGAAAUGUUUAGUGCCUAUGGGAAAGACACAUAUCAAUUCAAUGUUUUAUUUGAUCAUCCAGCUGAUAUAGAAACAAUAAGAUCGGAGAUUUGGCAAUACAAUUCUCAAAAUGAGGUGAAUUGUGAUGGAUUAAUUUUUUAUCAUAGAGAAGCUCCUUAUAUAUCAGGUGAAACCCCUUUAGUUACUUGGUUAAAGCCUUUUAUGUUACCAGAAAGGCUGAACAUUGAAGUUCCACAAGAAUAUGAGAGGAGAAAGCCACCAGGUUAUGUGAAUUUGGAAUCAUAUAUAAUUUAUGCAUCUGAAAGACGUAAGAGAAGGCAAUUGAAAAAGAUGGACACUGAGGAAAUCCCUAUGGAGAAUAAUUAGAUGAAUACCAUUUAUGGUAGUUUUAUUUGUAGGUAUUAUGUUGUUAUAAUUGUUUUUAUUAUUGAAUUAUGUACAUAGUAUUUUUGAGAAAUGAAAAAAUAAAGCAUGAGAGAACAA